Dendronephthya gigantea is the source of this 2249-nucleotide messenger RNA. RefSeq lists its product as uncharacterized. NCBI's taxonomy places the organism in Eukaryota, Metazoa, Cnidaria, Anthozoa, Malacalcyonacea, Nephtheidae. The coding region runs from base 280 to 984 and encodes 234 amino acids. The transcript is spliced from 5 exons. The record is from RefSeq and is a predicted model, not a curated record.
UAUACAGUCUUCGCAUAAUUGUGGCUAAUAUCAUUAGGUUCAGUUCUAUCGUAAAAGCAUGUAAACAUUUGGGUAGAGGACGCUCGAUUCAGUUCCCGAUAUGGAGCCCUUUCGCUCUUAAGUCUUAACGUUAUUCAUCGAACAAGUAUUAUACACACUGGCGGAAGAGAUCUUACCGAAUCAUACUGCAACCCCAUCGUUCAACGUUUCUUCUAUAUCAAACAUAUCUAUAGCUAUCAAGAUACGUCGCUUUAGAAUAUUCGUGAAUUCUGGCUGAAUAUGAUCAAUGCACAUUGCCAGCAAAGUCCAGUUGUUUACUGCAACGAGAAGAAGUUAUAUCAAUUCAGAAUCUUCGAGUUCAAAUCAGAGCCAUUUUGCGAAGAAAGAAAUAGUGCAUUAUUGUCAAGAUCCUGUGACAAUGUCACUCAGAAGCUUAAACAAGCUGAAAGGAACAAGCGGUUGUCCGACUCGUUUCCAUUUCAAUACUGGACGCGUAUGUCAAACCAACGUAGCCAGCUAUUUAGUCGAACCAAGUCUUUACCAGUUGACUUGAGUGAAUGCGGGCGGGACUACUUAUGUCGUGACCAUUCACGUGAUGAUCACAUGCUACUUACGAACAAAUACAUAUAUACACGUGAUCACAUGAAGAGAAGGACUAAUGGCUUUCAUAAUAACCAUAAGGAAAAUCACACCUCAUGUGGAAUGUUAAAGUUAGUAGAAGACAAUAAAGGAGAGUUGAGGGCGGAAAGUAACUCACAAGGUGGAAAUGAUUUACCUGUAUCUCAUGCGGUACCACACGACACUAAUGGAGAUAUCAUGCAUAAUGAUGACUUACUUGAGAGACAAUGUGCGAAGAUGAAUUCAAAUCUGAAUCAGUUGUCAAAUCGGUACCAAAAGGAACAGCUUGAAGCGAAAUCGAAAGAAGAGCUCAUUUCUAUCGUCCUGGAGUUACAAGAUGCUUUAAACCUUGUUACUGACGGGUAACGUUGUGAUCAUGUGGUGUUAAAGUCGUAGGAAUAGAACAGGCCAAAUGAAGAUCGACGGAGUGCUUCAAUGAAAAGUCGCUUCUUCGUCCAUGUCAUCAUAUAGCGAAGGUCAUAUUUAAAAUCCUAUGGAACUUUCGAUGUUGCUUAAUAUUUAAACAAUAUUGCAACUGAGGAUGAUGUAUUUUUUUGCUAAAAUUAUUGAAUAACAGCAUUAUAAGAGUUGCCCCCAGAGGAAACUACAAAGCUCCUAUUAUUAUCUAAACUUUCAUGUCACGACGCCUGGAAAUUACUUGUUUCUUUUGGUUUAAGCGGAAGACAUGGGUAUAGGACAGACUUCAGUAGCUACAGACUAGUUUCAUUGCAACAACCUGCUGGUACAUAACGUGUUACUACGAAGAAACAGCAUUACGGUGAUAAUUAUUAGAUGGGAAAUUAUUUAGUUACGGUAUUGCCGUGCUGAAUAUCGUGACUUGAGAAAAUAAUUUGAUUAGCUAGACGUAGCUAUAAGGAUAUACUAUACACUUAAUCUAUGUUCCUGAGAGAAAAAUGAGUUUUAUUUUUCCAAGAGUCUGAAUGUUUCCCGAGACGAAGUCGAGGAAGACAUUGAGAGUCGAGGGAAAACAAAACUCACUAUUUCCCGAAGGAGUGUAAAUUAAGUGCUUUGUUAUAUAGGAACCAAAUCAAACAUGUUACACAACAAAUUCAUUUCAACAAUAACACUUUAUGACAAUAUGCGGGCAACAACCUUUCACUUCUUUCCCUGGCAGGAAACAUUGCAUUUUUUUAAAGUCACGUGACUACGAAUGAACCAAUCACAUUUAAAAUACACAGUGCCUAUAUAACAAAUAUAUAUACCGCGUGAAUACCUAAAAAAUGAAUAUAGAGCGAAUAUAGAGUAUAAAAUUAUAGAGAAAAUUAUUUGGUAUUUGUGAAAAUACAUUGCCAACCUGAAAGCGAAAAUUGAAUAUAGUACGGAGAUCUCCUUCUUCCACUACAGGCGAAUUUGUGUGGCCCGUGGCUCGAAAAUUCAAAUCCAACAAUGUAAGGGAUUUGCCGGCAAAAAAAUUAAAUUAAAUUUUGUACGAACAAAUUCAUCAAGUGGAAGGCGGUUUCAGUGAAUUUACAGUAGAUGAUUGUGUUGUAAAAAUUUAUCGCAAUUUUGUAUAAAAAAAUUAAUAAUUGUAGUUAUAGAGAUGUGAAUAUACGUAGGCAUAACCUUCGAGUUUUUACAACAAGCUAUAAAAUUAAAGAGAUAAAUAUUAA